Vespa velutina is the source of this 2463-nucleotide messenger RNA. RefSeq names its product carbonic anhydrase-like. Gene Ontology annotation, cellular component: cytoplasm. Bases 672 to 1583 code for a protein of 303 amino acids. The record is from RefSeq and is a predicted model, not a curated record. The transcript is spliced from 8 exons. Gene Ontology annotation, molecular function: carbonate dehydratase activity; zinc ion binding. Lineage: Eukaryota; Metazoa; Arthropoda; Insecta; Hymenoptera; Vespidae.
AGAAUAAAAUAUCACAGUUUAUGAUAGAAGAUAAGAAAUAUUUUGUAAUCCUAAUAUUUAGAACAUUUCUAAAAAAUAUUUUUUUAAUUUAUUGUCUUGAAAUUAGGUAAUAUGUCUGUUUCGUAUGUAAAUUAUUCUUUUCUAUACCUGUUGUUACAUGUGAUGGCACUUAAGAAACAGAUGUUGAAAAUGAAUGUAAUUACAAAAAUUUUAAUAAUGAUAAUAUAGAUAAUUGCACUUAAUUUUAAAAAAAGAAAAAGAAGAAAGUAAAUAAAUAAAAAUGAUUAUAUAUACAGUUAUAUAAUCUACAAAUUAAUAUAACAAACAUUUUGAGGAUGUUCGCUCUUGUAAAACAUAUUUUUCGAAUGUUUAUUAUAAUUUUAUCCAUAAAUAAUAUAGAUAUGCAUAUUAAACUAAGUAAAAAAUUUUUCAGCCAUAGGUAUAUUUUUAUUAUUAGAAAAAUUGAAUUCUGAGUUGAAUAAAACUUUUGUUAUACAAGCUUGUAUUCAAUGAUAGAAUGUGUUUAUCGAAUACAUAAUAUAUAAAUGAAGGAAUGAAUAAUAAGCAUGAUAGCACUGUGUGACCAUCCCAGUUUAGUGCAUGCUUCUUCUUAAUACAGUCAGUAAUAUGACGAGAGGCAAGAUGCAGAGGUGUAGUUUUGUUAUGAUUUUAUGGAUUUUAUUUUCUUAUUAUUCUUUCUAGUUCCAUUUACUCUUGGCCAUUUUGGCUAUAGAAAACGAGAUCAACACAUGUGGGCGCAACACUUUAAGUUUUGUGCUGGAAAAUUGCAAUCUCCAAUAGCAUUAUCAUCAUCUAAAUCUAUCCCACUGUCUUUCCCUGCUUUGGAAAUGAUUGGAUUUCAUGAUUUGCUUCCAUUUCCUAUUACAUUAGAAAAUGAUGGCCACUCUGUUAAAUUAAAUAUUAAUCGUACUAUAUCAAGAAACCAAUUGCCAAUACCUUAUAUAUUUGGAGCUGUAUUAAAGAAAGGCCAAACAUAUGAAAUGGAAAGUUUACAUUUUCAUUGGGGUGCAAAAAAUAACAGAGGAUCUGAGCAUACGUUCAAUAAUGUUAGAUUCCCGAUGGAAAUGCAUAUAAUUCACAGAAAUGCAGCUUAUCCUAACUUGUCUUAUGCCUUGAAUUAUCAGGAUGGUAUUACUGUAUUAGGAAUAUUUUUUCAAUUACAGGAACAAGAUAACGAAAAUCUUAAUCCCAUAUUAAACAUCUUAAGUGAUAUAAAGUGGAUAAAUAAAAAAAAACAGAUGAACAAUUCAAUUGCUUUGUCUUCUUUAAUGCCGAAAGAUACAGAUACUUUUUACACUUAUAAAGGAUCGUUAACAUCACCACCGUGCAAUGAAGUAGUAACUUGGAUUAUUUUUUCAACGCCGGUAAAAAUCUCAUUUCGACAGAUGAACAGAUUUAGAAUACUAUCGAACGGAGAAGACACACUUGCAGAUAAUUAUCGACAAUUACAAGAUAUUGGAAUGAGAAAGGUAUUUGUUAGACGACUUGACCAACUUUCUGUAUUAAAAAACAAUAUGUCAAGUAUUGACUUUAUUGAUUCAAAUUUCUGGUUUUGGCAUUAAGCAAUAUUAUUAUUAUUAUUAUUAUUAUUAUUAUUAUUAUUAUUAUUAUUACUAUUAUUAUUACUAUUAUUAUUAUUAUUAUUAUUAUUAUUAUUAUUAUUAUUAUUAUUAUUAUUACUAUUACUAUUACUAUUAUUAUUAUCAUAAUGUAUGAAAAUUGUAACUAACUAUAAAUAUAAGUUAUGUAUGACACUUACCGAAUGUUAUUAAAAUUUAUCGGCUAUUGGAUGACAUAUUUUUUCCAGUUCACUUGAAAUUACUUUGAAAUAUUCUUCAACUUGUUGUAAACUUUCCAUUACCUCAGGAUUUUCUGAAUAUACAUCUUUGACUUUUUUUAUAACUCCUUGUAAUGCUAAUUUAGCACUACCUAGUAAUGCUCUUUUGGAUCUCAUAUGAUCCGUACAAUAAGACGAACAAUGUAAAUACGUCUUCGAUAAUUUACAGCACAAUUGUAGAACAGAUAAAGUAGUAUUUUCUUUUUGAAACCAUUUGGGUUCUGAUACAGCAGCACGAUAUGCUUUCUGUAAAUAUUGCAUAGCUUUCUGAUCAUCAACAUCUGUUCUUUUAAGCAUUGUUAAUUCAGAAUAUAAUCUCCAAAGAUCUGAAUUAUUAGUUAUACGAGAUGUAAUUCUGCCAAAUAAUUGAAGUGUCGGUAGAAGUAAUAAGUUUUUACAUGAUUUGCCAUUAACAUCUUUAAUGUCGUUUGCAAUAGCAUUCGUUAAUAUUUCCAAAAUCUGAAUAUCUGAAUGCUCAUUUUUUAAGUCUAAAAUGCGAUUGUAGCAUCUUAUUACCUGUAAUAAAUAAAUGCUUAAUAUGAAACAUUUUAUAUUAUAAUUAGUUACAAUAGAAAGAAGAAUAGAAAAUUCAUUCUUUAAUAUUA